Messenger RNA from Solanum dulcamara, 2003 nucleotides. RefSeq names its product chromatin remodeling protein EBS-like. The transcript is spliced from 5 exons. The record is from RefSeq and is a predicted model, not a curated record. Lineage: Eukaryota; Viridiplantae; Streptophyta; Magnoliopsida; Solanales; Solanaceae. The coding region runs from base 449 to 1099 and encodes 216 amino acids. Gene Ontology annotation, molecular function: chromatin binding.
AGAAUAGUGAAAAAAUAUGAUGAGCUCCCCCAAUAGGAGUUGGAGUUGCACGCAAAGUCCUCAAUUGUCGCCCGUAUAGGAACAAAACCUGUGUCUCCCGACCCUUGUCCUGCGCUUUCUCUCUCUUCUUUCUCUCUCCUAUUGCUCUACUCUCCACCCCUUAUUUUCCAGCAACUAGGGUUUUUGCCCCUUUUCUUUUACUGAGGGAGUUAUUGUCCAAUUCUUACCCAUUUCCAGUUUUUACUGUUGUCAUCACCACGUGAUUUUUAUUUUACAUUUUCUUAAAAGAAGUGGAGACAAAAAAGAUUUGAGUCUUUCUUGUAAACCAAUAGAUAUUUCUGGGUUGUUUUCCAUUCUUGAAGAUUGAGCUUAAAGAUUGAGUCUUUCUUGUAAACCAAUAGAAAUUUCUGGUUUUUUUUCCGUUCUUGAAGACUGAGCUUAAAGAUUGAUGGCUAAGACUAAACCUGGAAAGAAAGACCUUGAUUCUUACACUAUCAAGGGCACCAACAAAAUUGUUAGACCUGGUGAUUGUGUAUUGAUGAGACCAUCUGAUUCUGAUAAACCUCCAUACGUGGCAAAAGUAGAGAAGCUAGAGGCUGAUCACCGGAAUAAUGUGAAGGUCCGAGUUAGAUGGUAUUACCGACCUGAGGAGUCUAUUGGUGGUCGCAGACAGUUCCAUGGGGCUAAAGAGCUGUUCUUGUCAGAUCACUUCGAUGUGCAGAGUGCACACACCAUUGAAGGGAAGUGCAUAGUGCACUCUUUUAAGAACUACACCAAACUGGAGAAUGUGGGCCCUGAGGAUUACUUUUGUAGGUUUGAGUACAAAGCUGCCACAGGGGGCUUUACUCCUGACCGUGUUGCUGUGUAUUGUAAGUGUGAGAUGCCCUACAACCCUGAUGAUCUCAUGGUACAAUGUGAAGGAUGCAAAGACUGGUUCCAUCCCUCUUGUAUGGGUAUGACCAUUGAAGAAGCAAAGAAAUUAGAGCAUUUCUUGUGUUCUGACUGUUCCUCAGAAGAUGACACCAAACGUCCUUUGAACUCAUUUCACGUUUCACCACGUGAUGAGGCAAAGGUGGAGUCAAAGCGCAGGAAGAGAUAAAUAGCUGACCUUGAUGCAGUAUGAGGAGGUACGCAUUUUCUUGCGUAGUAGCACUGGCAUUGUUGUAUGUGUUAUCAAAUUGUAUAGUGCUGAGAGAGUACUGCCCUUUUGUAAAAGCCAGAAACCUUCUCUAUUUACUGUGACAAACUUGCUAUUAUAAAAGUUUGUGCACUAGACUGGGUUGUCUACUGAAUGCAAUUUGUGUGGCCUCAUGCAUGAGUUAUAACUGGAUAUUGCGGAAUCUACUACAAAUAUUGGAAACAUCGCAAAUCUAGGUGCCUGUUUCUAUGUUGAUUUUAUAACUCUCCUCUUCCUGUAUCUGCCCCUGCCCCCUCUAGGUGCCUGUUUCUAUAUUGGAUUACAUGUGAAGGCUGGAUGUAUGAUGACAAGCCUGUAAGAGCUGAUCAAGAAUCAUAUUGACGAAUAAGAACUUUGCCUCAUCUCGAGUUACAAUAUAUCUGGUUAGGAUCCCCUGAUCAAGAAAUUCAUUACAACAACAUACCCAGUGUGAUCCCACAAGUACGCAAACCUUACUUCUUCCUUAAAAGGAAGAGAGGCCUGACAACAAUAUACCCAGUGUAAUCCCACAAGUAUGCAGACCUUACCUCUUCCUUGAAAGGAAGAGAGGCCUGAUCAAGAAUCGUAUUACAACAACAUACCCAGUGUAAUCCCACAAGUAAGCAAACCUCAUCUUUCCUUAAAAGGAAGAAAGACCUGAUCAAGAAUAAUAUUGAUUUGGUUAAAUGUGUAGUGUUCUAAUUCGCUUAAAUUUUCCUGGGAACUCGUUGAUCAAUAGAGAUCUCUUGAUCGAUGUCCCUUGCUACAAUCCUUGUAUGUGAUUAAUGGAAGAUUGAGAAACUUCAGCAGCUUAAAAAUGAAGUUAUUUCUGCUACUUGGGCUACUU